This is a messenger RNA of Clonostachys byssicola, 585 nucleotides long. Lineage: Eukaryota; Fungi; Ascomycota; Sordariomycetes; Hypocreales; Bionectriaceae. The record is from the annotation of a GenBank genome assembly.
AUGUCGAACGUCAAGCAAGAGGACAAGAAACCCCCCCAGGUGGCUUUCGUGGGAACAAGCCCUGACCCCAUGAGCGAAAGCAAGGAGGCAACAGAGCAUGUCGAAUCUGCCUCCCAAAUCACUGAUGAGGGCCGCCGCCCCGAGCAAGCUCGCACUUUGAACCAUGAGGAGGUGACUGGUUCGGGUCCUUCCGCAGGACCAAGCGCCGAUCACGAAGAGGACGAGCCAAAUCUCUACUCUGAGCAGCAACCCUCACUCGCCUCACAGGCUCCUGAUGGACUUUUUCAAGGCAGCUUCAACCUUCAUCGCUCCCUAAUUCCACCAUCUUACCACCCAACUUCACCACCGGGUUCGCCAUUGAACGUCAUAUAUUCACCAACUUAUAGCCCAACUUCGCCAAACUUCUCCCAACUAUUUCCACCGUACUCUCCAACUUCGCCGGCCUUCCACGCCCCGGACUCGCCAAGUCCUUCACCUCCACCUCAAUCCGGCGGUGGCGGUGGAGCCAUUCCUCCACCUUUGCAACCCACUGGUGGUCGACGUUCUCCCGCUCCAGAGUCACGAAAGAAACGCAAGAUGGAAUAG